This is a messenger RNA of Ruditapes philippinarum (Manila clam), 2901 nucleotides long. RefSeq lists its product as uncharacterized. Bases 281 to 1537 code for a protein of 418 amino acids. The record is from RefSeq and is a predicted model, not a curated record. The transcript has 2 exons. Lineage: Eukaryota; Metazoa; Mollusca; Bivalvia; Venerida; Veneridae.
UUGAACUACCACGUGACCAGAUUUUCCAUGAGAGAACGGAAACGUGAAGGUCAAGGUCAUUACGGAAAAAUUACUAGGAAAGGGUCGUUCUUUAGAUACUAAUACUGUGAAAAAAUCGAUAAAUAAACGCGGAAAGUUGUUAAUUUGGGAAUUAAAUAAUUAAUGUCAGGAGUGAAAUUUUAUUUUGACACUUUUUUGUUGCAAAAAGACACUGAGCAAUUAAUAAAAGUAACGGAUUCAAUUGGAUUUUGUAAUUUACAAAUUCGACGAAAAAUUGUGCAUGGCCGAAAUGGCCGAAAUGAACAAAUUGUCGGCUCAAUUAAGAACUAUUAAACGGGCGCAAGAAUUAGCGCGAGUCAAAGCUGGGAAAGCCAGUGAGACACCGGGAAAUCCGGAUGAAAUCUCAGAAAAUAUGAAUUGCGAAACGCAAUUAAAUAAUGAACAAUGCGUUUCACCCGAAAGGGUAAACAAUGGGGGAAAUCCCCAGUCGCUAGAACGAGAUGCUGGAGAAAUUCCAGAACGAGGCUCGGAGCACAUGGCGGCAUGCGCAGACAGCAAUGGAUUGUGGGGAAGGAUUUCCUCAAUGGAAGAAUCUUUCCGGAAACGGGAAGAAGCGCAGACGGAAAUCUUAGCAAAUAUAGUGCUGAACGUUGCAAAAAUGCAACAAAAUAUGCAAAAAGAAAGAAAUAGUCAACAGUCGAUUAUGACUGCAACUGAAAACAACACCCCUGCUACAAUAAAUCAUGAUGGAUUAGACGAAUUGUUAAGUGAAACCGAAAGUACGGUAACGAGUGGUGACAACGUUGACAAUGAAUUUUUGGCAGACUUAAUGAAUGACUAUGAGACUAAAACGCAGUUUGGGCCUAACGUAAAUGAGACAUUAGGGAAACUUGUUUGCAACGCUAUCGACAGUGCGUUGCCAGAAGAAGAAGACAAAAAAUUAAGAGAAAAAUACCUAAUCCCGGAAAACUGUCAAAACUUGAGAGUUCCCAAAGUUAACAGGGAAUUAUGGACUGCAUUUAAGUUAAAACGAGCAUCUGACUUGGCAUUGCAAUCAACACAGAGCUAUUUGAGUUUAGCAAUUGUACCAGUUAUUAAAUCUCUUGAACUGCUAAUGGAAAAAGGGGACAUUAAGAAAGUAAAAGAGUUGACCAAAGAUACGUUCAGAUUAUUGGCUCAAGGCAUUAAUGUGGCUAAUCGGAAGCGUAGGGCUCUUAUAAGACCAGCAAUACCAACAAAGUAUCGUAAGGUGUGUGAAGGGGAAGAAAAAACCACAGAAUUUCUCUUUGGUAAUGACUUAGACUUAAAGGUUGAAAAUUGUGAGAAGGAAGAAAAGCGUGCACAGAAAUUAGGUGGCCACCAGAAUAGUGUCACAACAAGUAAAUCGAAGCCUUUUUUAGGCCAACGAUUCCCGAAAGGGAAUCAAUUUCAACCGCCGCAACAGUCGAAUCAAGGCAAUUACAACCCAUCAUGGGGGAGAAAUGUCCAUCGAGGAAAAUUCCAGGCCCAAAGAGGGGCAUAUUACAGGAAGAAAUAACUUUUGAUCAGUCACUGUCUUCAGAAAAUAAUCCUCGACAGAGUGAAUUCAGCGGUAUUGAUUGCUCCAUUAUGGCCAACACAGGUGUGGUUCAGUCAAUUAUUACAACAGAUUUGUGCCCAGUCAUACAUUCUACCAAAACAACAAACGUUAAUUCUGCCAAAAAAUCCACACAAGCAACAUCCUGUUCAGAAGAUGCGACUGGGAGCCUUUGUCUUAUCAGGGAACAGCUCCAAAACAGAGGCCUAUCAGAAAAAACUAUCGAAAUUAUUUUACAAUCAUGGAAAACAUCAACAACAAAGCAGUAUGGGUCUUAUUUCAGAAAAUGGCUGCUUUUUUCAAGUUCAAAACAAAUUGAUUCACUUAACCCAUCUACAGUGACAGUUUUAGAAUUUUUAACUGAAUUAUAUGAAAGUGGGUUAGGCUAUAGUGCUAUCAAUACAGCGAAAUCUGCUAUUUCAUCUACAUGCAAAUUGAUAAAUGAUAAAGAUAUUGGUAAUGACAUUCUGAUUAAAAAGUUUAUGAGAGGGUUAUUCUCAAUCAGACCAACUUUGCCUAAAUAUGACAAUAUUUGGGAUGUAAAUAAAGUGUUGCAAUAUAUUUCUAGUCUUCCUAACAAUAAUGAACUGAGUUUAUUACAACUGUCUCAAAAAUUGUCAACUUUGUUUAUGUUGUUAACCGGACAAAGAUGUCAAACAAUUCAUUUAGUAAAAUUGUCUGAUUUACAGAUUUGUAAAGAACAAGUAGUUUGUCACGUAUCAGAAUUAGUGAAACAGUCUAAACCUGGGUUACAUGUGAAACCAAUGCAAAUUCGUAGAUACUACAAUGAUCCAAAAUUAUGUUUAGUGAAUACAUUGGAAACUUACAUUAUAAUUACAUCUAAACUUAGAGGGACUGAACUCAAAUUGUUUAUUUCAACUGUAAAACCCUUUAAGGCAGUGACUAAAACUACAGUUGCUAGAUGGAUAAAGCAAUUAAUGCAACAGUCUGGCAUUGAUGUGAACAAAUUUGGUGUUCAUAGUUGUCGUGCAGCAUCAACAUCAGCUGCUGCAAAUAGAGGUGUUCAAAUAGACUCUAUAAUGAAGGCAGCUGGAUGGAGUUCAGCAAAAACGUUUGCUCUAUACUAUAACAAAACUGUUGAACAAUCUUUUUCAGACGUAAUUUUAGAUGGUACAAACAUUUGAAAUAAUGGUGGUUACAUUAUGAUCUGUUUAUUUUAUGCGUUAUAACAAAAUGGAAUUUUACACAUUCAAGGGAGUUAAUCAACAUGUUCUGAAUUAGUUUUAUGUAUAGCAUUUGUCUCCCUUAUUUUUGAGAAAUGUAUUGAAUGAUGUAAAUAUACUAGAGUAAAUAUAUAGAAAAGA